CCUCCAUCUUAUGGUAAAUACCAUUUAACUUGUGUCUAACUCGUUCCUUAUUCUCACUCGAUUAGUAUUUUAGAUAUUCUAAAAUUAAUAUUUUCACUUUUCAUCUACUAUAUAAAACGAAAGAAGUUUCGAAAAAAAUUAUCAUUCAACUGUCCAAACCAACAACGAGAACAACAACAACAACAACUAAACGAAAACAUUUAAAACUUUUCUAUUAGAAAAAUGAACCAAUUGGUUGCUAUUCUUUUCUUUGCUCUUGUUGCCAUUUCUACAACAAUUAGUGCUACAAAUCACGGUGACGGAGGUCAGAGUAAAAUUUAUCGAAACCAAGAUGUGAGUGGAAAAUACAAUUUUGGUUAUGAUAUCAAUGAUCCUUGGGGAUCAUCCAACUACCGACAAGAAUCUGGUGAUGGUUGGGGUAAUGUCCACGGUUCAUAUGGACUUAAACUUGCCGAUGGUCGUCACCGAACUGUUAACUAUAUUGCCGAUAAAAGUGGAUUCCGAGUUAAAUUGGACUCAAACGAACCAUCUGUUGACUCAAUCGACUCUGCUGAUGCCAUUUACAAUGGUGCUGAUCCUUCUGGUCACAGUUACACUAAUAUUAUCUCAGGAAACAAGGGAAACCAUUACAAUCACCAUGAUGGUUACAAUCAUGAUGGUCGUCAUCAUGUUGGCUCAUGGAACAAUGGAAACCAAUACCCAAACCAAUACAACAAUUACAACAAUUACAAUCAACACCGAAACCAAUAUCAAAACCAAUACCAACAUGGUCCAUACCACGGACAGAAUCACGAUUCAUGGAAUAACAAAGAUUCAUGGAAUAAUAAAGAUUCAUGGAAACAAGGAAACAAACACGACAAUUGGGCCAAAAAUUAAGACCUUUUUGUUAAUAAUCUCAUCUUCUCCUCUUGAACUCUAACCAAUUUCAAUCUCUUGUAUAUUUUGAUCGCUCACUC
Messenger RNA from Panonychus citri (citrus red mite), 956 nucleotides. Its product is annotated as cuticle protein 14-like. The record is from RefSeq and is a predicted model, not a curated record. NCBI's taxonomy places the organism in Eukaryota, Metazoa, Arthropoda, Arachnida, Trombidiformes, Tetranychidae. Gene Ontology annotation, cellular component: chitin-based extracellular matrix. The transcript has a single exon. The coding region runs from base 223 to 876 and encodes 217 amino acids. Gene Ontology annotation, molecular function: structural constituent of chitin-based larval cuticle.